Molecule: messenger RNA, 5028 nt
Organism: Trypanosoma conorhini
Lineage: Eukaryota; Euglenozoa; Kinetoplastea; Trypanosomatida; Trypanosomatidae
Product: Intraflagellar Transport Protein 140
Exons: 1
Coding region: 1-5028 (1675 amino acids)
Biological process (GO): intraciliary retrograde transport
Cellular component (GO): axoneme; intraciliary transport particle A; ciliary basal body
Molecular function (GO): protein binding
Source: RefSeq, a predicted model, not a curated record
AUGUUGCUGUACUUCGUCAACGGUGUUGUGAGUCAGGGGGUCGUCAGCGCGGAGCUCGUCGUGGCGCACCCGCUGCUGCCCGUUGUGGCGUCUGCGUGGACGGAGCCGUCGCACCUGCUGGUGACGGACGCCGAAGGGGAGUUCAUAGCCGACGGCGGGGCGCAGUUGGCGCUGAAGGCCGCAGGCAAGAUCACCUCCAUGGCGUGGCACCCCACCCAACCGGCCCUGGCGAUUGGGUGGUCCUCUGGGGGACUCAUGAUGUGGUCCCUGCCGUCGGCGACAAAAGCGGCCGGCGCCGCCAGCGCCCCGCCACAGGCACCGGUGGAAGCUGAGAAGGCACCGCAGCAGCAUGACGAAGGCUCGGUGGUAACGUGCGUGUGGUCCGGUGGUGGCAGCUACCUCCUCACCGCGUCGUCCAAGAUGCGUGUGGUGGCCUGGAUGGUGGAACACACUGCCGUGAAAGCGGAGAAUGACAAGGAUGACGCCGUCAGAACAGUGCAAUUCAAACUUGCACCGAUGUGGUCUGUGCCAACAGAGGUAGCCAUCGUCCAGGCACUGCAUGCCACCUCUUCUGCUGUACACUCCCGGCAGGAUGCGCCGCAACGACAGCAGCAAGACAACAACAACACGGAUGCCCUAGAUGAUUUUGCUCUCCCGCGUAGGCUGUCAUAUUCUCGUGGCAUAGAUGAUGGGAAUGACGAUUGUUCUUUUUUUCUCGCCAGUGCCAGUGACCGACGCAUUUUUGCGCUAACAGAGGAGCAAAAGCUGUUCCCACUGCUUUCACUUGAAGAAGCGCCGAUGACGAUGCUCUACGACCCAGACGAGCGGCAACUUGUUGCAUUUAGCGUUGCCAAUGUAAUUAAUGUGUACCACGUCUCAGAAGACUUUACAGCAAAGUUGCUCCUUCGACGCAAACUGUCAACUCCAAGUGUUAACUUGCUGGGAGAGCGAUUUACGCUGACCAUGCGGUGGGCCUCUCCCAGCGUCCUUGCGUUUGGGUGCGGAGACAAUCGUGUGCGGUUUUUUGACAUCCGUGGCGACCGCGUGUACGUUGUACCGCAUCCGGCGCCUGCGGCUGCCCACGUCACGCACAUCGAUACUCUUGAGAAGAAGGGCUUGCUAGCCAUGGCAACUGCGGAAGGACCGCUCGCCGUAUUCCAACGAAGUGUCGCUUCGCGCCAUAAGCGAGGUGCUUCCACCACAGCAGGAGUCAAAACAGGUGCUGCAGCGAUGGACACUCAUCACGUGAAUGUUGGUUCUCUUCUGGACGAGAAUGAUCCAGCAGACGAGUGGGAGUUGUUAACCGUUGUCGACGUGGGUGGACGCGUGGAUCGGUUAAGCUUUACCACCGCGGGCCACAUUGUGGUGGCUCUCGCAAAGGGUAAGAUGCAGGUUCUUCGCGAGACGGUGCGCAAGCGUGCGUGGGACGGGGUCGUGGCCGCCACACAGAUUUCAAUGGAAAUGAUUGUUGUGGAGAGUGUCACUGGCUGCCAGUGUUUGUUGAAGAGCAACAGUAAGAUACGCGGCAUGGCGGCAGCCUUUCCCACCAUUGGACUUUGGAAUGGCCAACAAAUUGACCUCUACACGGUUAACGAGUCCACCUCGACGGCGUCCUUGACAAACUUUGUGUCAACGACAAGUCCCGCCUUUGCGGUUCACCCGGAGGGACUGUUUUACGUGAAGGAUGCCAACCGUGUCUUAUUCGCCAACUUCCAACUUGUAACACUUGGGCAAAUCGCCUUUACCGAAUCGGAGGGAACACCGACAGUGAUUGAUGUGAUGGGUGACGUUGUCGUGGCGAUCUCCUCGACAAAUGCAAUGCGCCUCGCACGCGUGGUUGGGCACGAAGUGCGACAACUGGGUCCGCCACGUCGACUGACGCUUCCAGACCCCGGCAUCGUCGUGACCGACGCAAAGGUGAAUGCGCAGGGACGCCGUGUGGCACUCAUGACACGUCGCAUUGCGGAUGAUCUGCCGGACAGUCGCAUUUGGGUCUACGACUGCGACAAGGACCUGGUAAAUUUUUAUGACUUCUCUGUGCGGGGUGAGAUUCCCGACGCGGUGUACUGGAACACGCCGGAGCCGAACAGCAAUACGAUUGGAGAGCUUGGCUACCUCCUCUUGGCCUGUGAGACCCAUCAAGUGAAAAACAGCCACGCUACACAGCCACCCGAUGGGGCUGGGGGACUUGGCGAACACGGUGCGGAGGGCGCUUCGUCAAAGCGGCAAACCCCACGACGUGAGGCCUCAAACGCGACCACAAAUUUUGAUGAAGGGGCGCCGACUAUGGAGUCGAUGCCGGAUCUCGAGAACUUGGCCGAGAAGCAGCAGCAGCUGGAGGAAGAGAGCUAUGCGGGCGGCCUUAGCGGGGUCAACCCUCUCGCGAAUCGCACCCAUUCCGUUGUCACGCUCUUUUCUACCAAUAAGGGGCUUGUUGUGCACAACGCCGUCCUCCUCAAGCGCUACCACAUUUGCCUAGUUGGUCUCACUAUUCCGGAUUUUUUGCUGGCCUCGGUGCGCAUAAACGGUAACCCAAGUAAUCCCGAGGACUACAUGAUUGAGCAGAAACGACUGCGAGAUUUUGAGGGGCUCAAGACGGAGAAAGACGUAGCGGUGCUGGAGGCACUCAUGAAGUUCAGCUACUACUCUACCAUUGGCAACAUGGAUGAGGCCUAUCGCUGCGUCAAGACCAUAAAAAGUCCUACGGUGUGGCAAAGUCUCGCGCGGAUGUGCAUCUUCUCCGGUCGCCUGGACGUUGCGGAGGUUUGUCUUGCGCAAAUGCAGGAUGGGGUUGCUGCCGCUGCUCUGCGAGAGGCCCGCAGAAGGUACCCAGAGGAGAAGGACGUGCACCUCGCGACGCUUGCCUGUGGCCUUGGACUAGUGAAGGAGUCUGAGGGGCUGCUGCGCAAAGCUAAGCGAUUUGACCUCAUCACGGACCUACUGCUGGCGUGCGGCAAGUUUGAGCAGGCCCAGCGACAUGCGAAGCACUAUGAUCGGAUCCACAUUUACCCAGUCUCAUAUAAGUACGCCCAGUUCAUGGAAUCCUUCUCUAACUUUGAGGCCUCCGUCAUGUGGUACCGCAAUGCUGGGUGCCUUUCAACCGAUGUUGCCCGUGUUUUUUUUCAAAGCAACCGCCUGACGGAGCUGCGUGACCUCAUUAUUCCACCGCCGAGCAAGCUGAAGAGUGCUAAUGAUUUCACGACGGGCAAUUCGGAGAACGCGGCAACUGAGACUCAAGGUGCCGCUAAUGGGAAGGGCAAAAGUGAGCGCUCGGCGGCCGCAAUGCCUCUGGAGAAUGAAGGCGAAACAGGCGGAAGCUCUCCAAAGGAUGGGGCUGAGGAAAAUGGACCCUCUCCUUUUCAGCAUCUAUUCGCGUACAACAAUGAGUUGCUGGUGUGGUGGGCUCAGCAGAGUGAACGCAGACGACAGUUUUCGGAGGCAAUUAAAUUUUACAUGUUAGCCGAAGAUGCUUUUAAUAGUGUGCGGCUGCUCUGUGCAGAAAGUCCCCCGCGUCUAGAGGAGGCGGUUGAGCUUGUGGAUAAGGAGAUUGAAAAGGCUCGCGCGCGAGCCAACAGCGCAUCGGGGCUAGCCAUGGCAGCGGGAGAAACAACCGUGGCGGACGUGGAAUCUGUGGGGGCAGCCUUCUUCAUUGGUCUUCAUUAUGAGCGUUCCAAUGACGCGUCCAUGGCGCUACAGUACUUUAAGCACGCUGCAGCGUGGCGGGCCGCUUCAAGGGUGGCAAAGGCGCACCAGCGCCAUGGUGAUUUGUAUGCCUUGUCAAUUGCAAGCGAGGAUGCACAGCUGAUGCUUGACAACGCAAUCUUUUUGGAGCAAAACAGCGUCUACGACAAGGCUGUAGAGUUGUAUCACCGAAUUGGAGAUGUGCAAAAGGCGAUUGAGGUCUGCAUUAAGGGUGGGCUUUAUGACACAAUGCACCGCAUCAGCUCCACGUUGGAUGCGCAAAGCGACCCAGAGGUCUUUCUGCAGAUGGCAGAACAUUUUAUUGCGAAUGGGCACUAUGACAAGGCAGCAGAAAUGUACAUAUUUGCCAAGGCCUUUCCUCGCGCACUUGAACUUUGCACUGCGCACGGGGUUGUCCUCACGGAUGAAAUGGCGGAGUCGAUUUCCUCUGAUGCCAACUGUCGCAAUCUGUCGGAGGAGGAGCGCACGGCGCUGCUCCGGCAGAUCGCCGGCAUCGCCAAGGACCAGGGUAACUGGAACCUUGCCUGCAAGAAGUAUACGCAGAUCGGUGAAAGGUUGAAGGCAAUGAAGAUGUUAAUGCGCGGCGGUGAUGUGAACAAGGUCAUUUUCUUUGCAAGCCACUCACGCAACGCGGAAAUUUACACGCUCGCGGGUAACUUUUUGCAAUCGCAAAACUGGCCCACCGACCCGAAUAUCUACAAACACAUUGUCCUUUUCUACACAAAGGCAAAGGCCUUUGGUAAUCUCAUCUCGUUCACGGAUGCUUUUGCGCAACUCCAGAUCGACGAAAACCGCAACUACUACGAGGCGUGGCGGGCGCUUGAUGAAUGCGUGCACUUUUUGGAGCGCAACCGAGACGCCGUCUACGGUGGCGGUACCGUCAUGGCGAAGGAGGAGAGCCUCCGCGCGCGCCGCGACGCCGUGGAGCAGGUGGUGCGGGCGAUAAAGCUCCUCUCCGACAGUGCAUCCAACGAGGAGAAGGCGAAGGAGCUCAUCGCCGUUUGCUCCGACCUCAUCAAACGCAGCCGGCCGAGCCACCAGGACAGCCCCACUUUGUCGGCGGCUAUCCGUAUUGGAGACGUCUUUGCGCUUCUCGUGCGAUACUAUUAUGAAAAUGCGCGAUCGGCGAAGGAUGCGAUGCGGGUAAUAGACAGUAUGGUGAAGCAUUCCGUGGAGCCGCGCUUCUUCGUGGAGCGGGACUUGUUAGAGUCUGUGUGUAGCGCCAAUGGUCGAAGUGUCGCCGAGUUUGUCGCCGAGGACACCGGGCAAGUGUUUGCCAAGCGCCAGGGCGGAAGCUAUGGGGGCACGGAGGAGGAGGUAGCGUGA